AUGGGAAAAGAAAAGCCUCUUCCAUACCGACAAUUGUUUAUCAUUUGCGCAUGUCGCUUUGCUGAACCCAUAUGCUUCACAGUGAUUUUCCCAUUCAUUCUCUUCAUGAUCCGUGACUUUAAUCUGACGGACGAGAAGCAUCUUGGCUACUAUGUUGGUUUCAUUACAUCAGCCUUUGCUGUUGCCCAGCUGCUGACAGGCAUUCACUGGGGCAUGUUAUCCGAUCGCAUUGGCCGUCGGCCUGUCAUUCUUUUUGGUCUGUUUGGCACCUUGUCUAGCAUUCUACUGUUUGGCCUGUCGAAAAACUUUGCAUGGGCUUUGUUUUCUCGUAGCUUGUGUGGUCUUUUGAAUGGCAACGUGAGCGUGUUGAAAAGCAUGGUAUCAGAAAUCACAAUCGAACAUUCACCCGAACAGCGAGCACGAGCGUUCUCGUUUUUGCCUUUGAUGUUUGGCAUUGGCAGUAUAUUGGGCCCCAUGCUGGGUGGUCUUUUGUCCAAUCCAGUUGAAACGUAUCCAAGUAUCUUUGGCCGUGGCGGUCCUCUUACUGAUUUCUUUACCGAAUUUCCAUAUUUCCUUCCCUGCUUUGUAUCUGCCGUGAUCUGUGCACUUGGCUUGAUCUUCGGCAUUUUCUUCCUGGAAGAGACAUUAGAAAGCGCAAAGCCAACCACACAGGAUCCACCGACCAAGGUGUUCCAUGAACUUGAGGAAGAACGUCCUUUGAUUCAACACAACGAAGACUACAACACUUUCAAUGGCACAACAACAGAUGACAGCGAUCGACGCUCGACAACUUCGCCCACACCUACUUUACCCGAUCAAUCACCAGCGCCGUCAUUCCGAGAAUCACUAACGCCUGCUGUCCUGGCGAUCUGCUUGGCAUAUGCUCUAUUUUCAUUCCAAGCAAUCUUUUAUGACGAGUUGUUCCCCAUUUGGACGGCGAGCAAGCGGGAAAAUGGUGGCCUUGGAUUCCAAUCCGAUGAAAUUGGCAUUGCAUUGGCCUACUGCGGCUGUGUUACACUAUUUGUGCAGCUGCUCCUGCUGCCUGCAUGGACCAGGUGGUUUGGCCAGCUACGACUUUUCCAGAUUGUUCUCUUUGGCUGUAUCUUUCUAUACUUAGGCCAAGGUUUUACGCGCUACAUGUACAAUAUCCCCGAUCCAAGCGGCCACACGCAGACCAAGUUCUGGGUCUGGGUAGGGCUGAUUCUCACUUCGACGUUAAAGACCAUGUUCCAUACCACUGCAUUCACGAGCUGUACCAUCUUGACAAAUGAUGCUGCGCCACGGUUGGAUUGCUUGGGUGCUGUGAACGGCUUUGCUCAAUGCUGUGCAAGUGGCAUGCGGGCUUUCGGACCGGCGACAUGUGGUGCAAUCUGGUCCGCGUCAUUAGGAGCCGAAUGGAUCCCGUAUCCCAUCCGGAUCCACAUUUCCUGGAUUACCUUGUCCAUUGUCGGCGUUGUUACCUUCUAUUCGAGCACAAAACUUAAUCCCGUCGACUACGAUACUUCAAAGUUCUUGCGUGAAGAGCAAGUGUUCCCUCCUCCAGAAGACGAAGAAGACAUGAAUCGUCGUGCUUAG
Messenger RNA from Zychaea mexicana, 1575 nucleotides. RefSeq names its product major facilitator superfamily domain-containing protein. Gene Ontology annotation, molecular function: transmembrane transporter activity. Gene Ontology annotation, biological process: transmembrane transport. Lineage: Eukaryota; Fungi; Mucoromycota; Mucoromycetes; Mucorales; Lichtheimiaceae. The record is from RefSeq and is a predicted model, not a curated record. The transcript has 7 exons. Bases 1 to 1575 code for a protein of 524 amino acids.